Messenger RNA from Arachis ipaensis, 1819 nucleotides. RefSeq names its product cytochrome P450 71AP13. The record is from RefSeq and is a predicted model, not a curated record. Gene Ontology annotation, molecular function: iron ion binding; oxidoreductase activity, acting on paired donors, with incorporation or reduction of molecular oxygen; heme binding. Lineage: Eukaryota; Viridiplantae; Streptophyta; Magnoliopsida; Fabales; Fabaceae.
UCAUUCUUGCACUUUGCAUACAAAGAACACACUUCUUCUUCCCCUCUUUGUUUCUACAAAAUGUCUCUUCUCACAUGGCUUAAGGAAGAAAGACUUACUACACCAUUUUUCUUCAUCUCCACACUAAUUUUCCUCAUUCUAUUAACAAAGUUCCUCUUCACAAACAAUUCAAGAAACAAGAAAAAAAGAAAAUCCAAAAACAAUAUAAAAAAUCUUCCUCCAAGUCCACCAAAACUUCCCAUAAUUGGAAACCUCCACCAACUAGGCAAAAACCCCCACAUUUCUCUUCAAACACUUUCACAAAAAUAUGGGCCAAUAAUUCACCUUCAACUAGGUGAAGUCCCAACAGUGGUUGUUUCAUCAUCUAAGGUUGCAAAAGAAGUGCUUAGAACACAUGAUCUUGCACUUGCAAGCCGUCCACAACUAUAUUCAGCUAAGUACCUUUUCUACAAUUGCACUAAUGUUGUGUUCUCUCCCUAUGGUGCUUAUUGGAGGCAUAUUAGAAAGAUUUGCAUACUUGAGAUUCUAAGUUCCAAAAGGGUACAAUCAUAUAGUUCUGCUAGGGAACAAGAAGUUGCUCGUUUAGUUCAAAGGGUUGCAGAGACUUAUCCAAGAGCUUGUAAUCUUUCUAGGAUGCUUGGACUGUACGCAAACGAUAUUCUCUGUCGCGUCGCAUUUGGAAGAGAUUUUUCGGUAGAAGGAGAGUACCAAAGACAUGGAUUCCAGAAGAUGCUUGAUGAGUACCAAGAACUACUUGGAGGGUUCAGUGUUGGUGACUUCUUUCCUUCAUUGGAGUUCAUACAUGGCUUAACAGGUGCGAAAUCGAGGCUUAAAGAAACUUCUAGAAGAUUUGAUCAGCUCUUUGAUCAGAUAUUGGAUGAACAUAAAGGAUGUAAUAAUAAUAAGGUGGAUGAAGAAAAGGACCUUGUUGAUGUUUUGCUUGAAGUUCAGAAGAAUGGCUCACAUGAAAUGCCUCUCACCACUGAUAAUAUCAAAGCAAUUAUUUUGGACAUGUUUGCUGCAGGAACUGAUACAACAUUCAUUACCCUUGAUUGGGGAAUGACAGAACUUGUAAUGAACCCACAAAUUAUGAAAAGGGCACAAAAAGAAAUAAGAGACAUCAUGGGAGAAAGAAAAGUUAUCCUAGAGAGUGAUCUUCACCAAUUUCACUACAUGAAAGCCAUAAUCAAAGAAGUGUUCCGGCUACACCCUCCGGUGCCGGUUUUAGUCCCGAGAGAAUCCAUGGAAGACAUAGUCCUAGAAGGAUUCGAGAUCCCGGCAAGAACAAGAUUCUUUGUCAAUGCUUGGGCUAUAGGAAGGGAUCCUGAGAGUUGGGAAGAUCCUAAUGAGUUUAAACCAGAGAGGUUCUUAGGGAGUGAUGUUGAUUAUAAAGGGAAUGAUUUUGAGUUGAUUCCAUUUGGAGCAGGGAGACGAGGGUGUCCGGCGAUUGCGUUCGCGGCCGCAGUUAUUGAACUUGGUCUGGCUCGGCUGCUACAUAGUUUUGAUUGGGAGCUUCCUCAUGGUGUUAAAGCUCAAGAUUUGGACCUCACGGAUGUCUUUGGAAUUUCCAUGCAUAGGAGAGAAAAUCUUCAUGUUGUUGCUAAGCCAUAUUUUCCAUAACACUUAAGAGUUUAAUUAGUAUGUUAAUUAGUAAUUAGUUAGUGUUAAGGAGUUCUUAAGGUGAUUUGUAAGUCAAUGACUCCCUAGUCAGGUAGCAAAGUCAAUUAGAAAAGAAGUGUUACUAUGUAAGAACUAAAAAGCUUAAUGGGAUUAGUAUGAUAUGUAAGAAGAAUUUAAAUUGGAAUAACUGAUUCGUAUA